AUGUCGUACCCAUCCGCCAUGACAAGCUUGAUUCACAACCCACAAUUACGCGUACUCAACGUUCUCCAAGAAAAUGCCGAUCAAGACCUUCUUAGGACUUCCUUCCUUUCGCACAGCUCAAGUGGUAGCUCAGACCGGUGUCGACGUCAGCGUUUUUCAGGUAUAACCAUCGAUUGUGAGCACGGCCAUGUCAGCGAUGAUUCGAUGCACAGUUCGACUGCGGCUAUCGCUGCUUUGGGAGUGUCGCCGCUUGUCUGCCUCAGAAUGACUCACUCGGAUUUGGUUAAAAGAGCAUUGGAUGCUGGUGCACUUUCAGUACUGAAAUGCUACAAGCGUCAUCCUUGCUCCUCAAAUUUAUACUGCCGAAGAAGUAAGGGCCUGUUUCUUGUUUCAAAUUUCCCCCGCAAGGUCUCCGUGAGCAAGGUUCGGCGUUCCCUGUCAUCGCCCACGGCAUCGACAUUCCUGCAUACCUGA
This is a messenger RNA of Penicillium atrosanguineum, 474 nucleotides long. RefSeq lists its product as uncharacterized. Gene Ontology annotation, molecular function: catalytic activity. The record is from RefSeq and is a predicted model, not a curated record. NCBI's taxonomy places the organism in Eukaryota, Fungi, Ascomycota, Eurotiomycetes, Eurotiales, Aspergillaceae. Bases 1 to 474 code for a protein of 157 amino acids. The transcript is spliced from 3 exons.